UCGUGGUCUUCAGAGAGUUUGCAAUGGCGGCGCUCAUGGUACCGGGCCGCGUGGUUUGCUCCGCACUGCAGGCGCGGAGGUGGAGAAGCCAUCGCUGCUGCUGCCGCCUCCUCCUCCUGUCGCCAACAUCGGCAGCGGCGACCCCGGGCGCAUCCUCCUUCUCCUCGUCCGCCGUGACGGCUCAGCGCCUCUUAGAAGGCGCCCGGGGCCCACUAGCGCCAAGGCUGUCACACGGACUGCGGCCACUGAGCACAGUGAUGACCCACCAGAGCUUUGAUGUGAGUAAAUCCAUCCCGGCGGUCCAGGCCAAGCAAGUGCAGCAGUUUGAAUGGGCCCUCAACCAGCUCGACUCGUCUGUGAGGCGCACGGGACGCGUCACCAGCAAGAUGCUUCUCGACGUGUUCCAUGACAUCUGCCGUUCGGGCUAUCCGAGCGCCAACCAGGCCCUGCUGCUCAUCCGCAGCUGCGGAACCCUGCUGCCGGAGGAGCUGCCCGAGAAAAGGACAGAGCUGCUGCAUAACUUCUGGAACAAGCUGAAGGAGCUGGGUACUGUGUUUGAUGUGAGCCACUACAAUGCCCUGAUAAAAGUCUACCUGCAGAACGAGCACAAGUUCUCGCCCACUGAUUUUCUGGAAAAAAUGGAGAAAGAAGGAGUAACGCCCAACAGGGUCACUUACCAGAGGUUGAUUGCUGCCUACUGCAACGAGGGUGAUAUUGAUGGUGCAAGCAAAAUCUUGGGAUUUAUGAAAAACAAAGACAUACCCAUCACAGAACAAGUUUUCAACUCCCUUGUUACAGGCCACGCAAAAGCUGGUGACAUGGAGAAUUCACUGAAGAUCCUCUCAGUGAUGAGAGACGCGGGCAUUGAACCUACCUCUGAAACCUACUUGGCUCUGCUCAUUGCCUACGCCGAGAGAGGAGACAUUAAGAGCAUUACAGAGCAUUUCAUCACGAUGGAGAAGAACAAUAAGAGCCUCAUGGAUCGCGAUAUCAUGCAAAUUAUUUUUUCCUUGGCCAAGGCUGGGUUUUCUGAUCAGGUGCAGGCCAUAGUGGGCCACAUGCGACAUCAACCUGGCUUCAUUCCAGAUGCCAUGAAUCUUUGUUUGAAUCUGGUGACGCACGGGUUGGAGGACACGGCCUUCGAGGUGCUCCUCUCGUUCCCAGCCCUGCGCAUUAACCAGGACAGCUUCAUUGGAAAGUUCUUCCUUCGCCACUGUGUCACCCUCGACAGGCCAGUGGAGAAACUCGUGAAGUUCUGUGACACGCUGCAGGAGAAACAGAUGCACACCUCUGCCCUCAUGUUCACUCUCCGCUGUGCGUUGGAAGCAAAUAACAAGGAUAUGGCAGUCCAGCUGAUGAAGCACGCUUCCAAGACAGGCCUGCCCGUCAGGCCACACUUCUUUUGGCCGCUCUUGACACACGAGCAGAAAUUGAAGAACCAACAAGGGGUUUUGGAUGUGCUGAAGGCCAUGAGAGACAUGGGUGUGGAGCCCAACCAGGAGACCUUCACCUCCUACGUUAUACCCGUGUUCUCAUCCUACGCUGAGGCCCGAGCCAAGUUUCAGGAAAUAGGCUUGACCCAGGAAGAAACGGCCGUGGCAGAGAUCAGAUACAUGGCAUUUUCUGGGAACCUAGAUCAGAUUUAUGACGUGUUGUCCUCCCCCAAAUUUCCACCUACAGACAUGAACACCUUUAGGGGAAGUCUCACAAUGGCGUUCAGGAAGUCUAAUGAUGUGGCUUGCCAGAGCAAGAUCACAGAACUGCUCUUCACGGACUCUCGGUUCAAGGGUAGCUUUUCUGUCCAGGAGUCUUUGUCCUUCUUCCUGAGCAACCUUUUGGAGUCUAUGUCGGCGGAAGACAUACAGAGGAAAGAGACGCACCUUCACACGUACUUUCAGAAGCUGAAGUCCAUGAACUUGAAGAUCCAGAUGAAAGGCUUUUAUGGAUUAAAAAACUUGCUGGAUACUCGUAAAGCUCCGGGGCUCACUAAGGAUGUUUACCUACUCGUGGAAAAUGCUUCAGCCAUGAGUGACCACAAUCCCUUUUGGUGAGUAACACUACUCAGUGAGACAGAGGAGAAGCUGAAGCACCUGAAGGAAGAGGGGCUGCCCUUGGAGGAAACCUUGCGCAAUGUCAUCCGCAACUUGUGCAGCCAGCAGAACUUAGACAGAGCCCUGGAGGUGAAGUCUGAGUAUUCGGCCAACAUGGUGGUAGCAGGGUACGCGACGCUGCUCAAGCAUUGUUGUGAGAGGGGCAACGUCACUGAGGCCUGGAAUAUCAAGAAAGAACUAGACCGUUUUGACCCGAACGCUGUUCUCGGUGUGUCCAAGUACAUUCUGCUCUUGAAGCUCCUCGCCACUCAUGGGAUGGUGCAGGAGGCACAAGAAGUUCUGAAGGAGUUGAGUGCCAAGAAACUGCUGAUGAAUAAUGAGUUGAGAUUGCAGAACUUUGUACAGCUCCUGCAGGAUGUUUCGGCCACUGGAAAUACUGAAGCUGUACGGCAGCUGUUGGAUUCCAUUGUGACACUGGGUUUGUGCAAGCCCGGAAACUUACUCUGCAAUCCACUGCUGACUCCUUACCUUGAGAAGGAAGACUUGUCGGGAGCACUUGACGCUGGCAUGGCAUGUGCCAACAACUAUCAGGUCUUCCCUCAAAAGCUGGAACUGCUCAAGAGCUUGGUGGAAAAGGGGGAGAUGGAUCUCCUCCAGAAAGCGUUGGCCUUCAUAAGUAAGAUGGCGGGAGAGUUGAACAUGCUGUACGACAUCUUUUUCACCUUCUUGGAGACUGGAAAGCACGCAGAGGCACUCAAAAUCAUUGAGACGCCAGGCAUGAAAGCUCGUCCCAGACGCCUGAAGUGGUUUGCUGAAAGAUGCAUUUUUAAUGACAAGGGCAAGAUCUUGGAGCAGCUGUUGGACCAGACCAAGAAUCUGUUUGAGUGUGACCGGGACGAGAUGUACUUCUACAUGCUCCAGUAUUGCAAACUUCACAGCGACGUGGAUAUGGCCACUGCCACCUGGACCAAGAUGCAGGAGGAGAACCUGAUCCCACGGGAACGAACACUGAGCCUGCUGGCCGACAUCUUGCAGAGCAACGGGCAGGAAGUGCCGUUCGACAUUCCUGUGAUGCAUGGCGCAAAAGAAUCAAAAGACAAGGCCUCUCAUGAUAACAAAGGCAAUGACGAACAGCUGACAGUGUUUUCUAACAAUGCCAAACCAAAACAAAGUAAAAUGAAUGCCCCCUGGCAACCCAUGGACGGAAACAGCAUCCAAGAAAGAAUCCUCAUUCUGUGCAAGCGGAAAAAUAUCACAGAGGCAUUGGAACUUCUGUACAAAGCCCAGGAGCAGGGUCGCGCCCUGUCUGUCACCGUGUUUGCCACGAUGAUAAAUUCCUUGCUGGCCAACGGCAUGCUGGAGGACGCUUUUAAAGUGAAGGCCAUCAUCGAGAAGCAAAUGCCUGACUUCACCAUGUCCCCGACGGCCAACAGCCUGCUGGUCAUCACAUACGCGUUGCAGGGGAAAGUGAAAGAGGGGAUGGCGUUGUUGCGAGAGAUGGUGGAGAGGGGCCAGCCGAUGAAUCCCUUGGCCCUGGUGCGCAUGGCACAGCUGCUGAGCAAGGAAGGCGACAUCGAGAGGCUGAAGGAGCUCGAGGCCCUGUUCACCGAGGACACCUUGCCCACUGGGGUCUCCCGCAUGUUGUUCGUCAACAACGUGGGACUCGCUCUCCUCAACAGGGAUGGAGCGGAUGCUCUCGUGAGUUACCUGGAACCCAUAUUCAUGACCGGAAAUGACGAGGCCCAGCAACCCUCGGGUAACAUCAUCUACGUCUUCAACCAGAUCAUAGCGAAUGAAAAUGAGGCCGCACUCGAUAAGCUGAGUGCCAUGGGAGAGAGGCUAGCGAAACAGUUCUCCCAGUACCAGUGCAUCACCUACCAGUUUCUCGCCUACAUCACCAAUGACAAAAUCCAGGAAGCCAAGUUUCUACUCGAGCGCUGUCCUGGGAUUGUGGAGCAGAAGGAAACCCUGAUCAACUUCAUCGUGCGUACCGCUAACCGUACUGGCAAGGCUGUGCAUAUUGAAAACAUUCUGGAAGUGGUGCCAGACAUUGACUACAAGAAUGUUGCCUUCAGCUACUUACUGAAGUGCUACGUCAAGCAGAACAAUGUGGUGGCAGCCAAGGCGUUGUACAACAAGAUACUGGCAGAUGGUUUCACACCUGAUGAGCUGUUCCUCAAGAGACUGGCCGUACUUCUCAUCAAAGUUGGCGAGCCCGUGCCCUUUGAGGUGCCGCCGGAAUCGUUUGAAUACUAUGUAACACAAGCGAAGAAAGCACAUCAGUAAAUAUAUAUACAUUUUACAGUAAUCUUACUAUACUGUUGGAAGUAAGGUGUGUGUUUUUUAUAACUGUGAUUGUACUGUUCAGAAGGCUGAGCCAAGGAUGUUUUGACCAUACAAUUGAAUAUCAAGACAGGUUAUUUAAUUGCAUUGUGCACUGGCAGGUAUAUUUAAUGGGUAAUUUGUGUUUUUAAUCGAUAGUUACAAUACAAGUCUUGCUAGAAUCUGUAAAAAAAAAAACGAGCUGAAAUGUCAUAUCAUGUAUAACCAAAAUCCGCAGUAUUUAUACUUCGUCUUAUGGUUAUAAACACUUAAGGCAGUCAUUAUUAUUUGGGUCUUUCGGUAAAGCCACGUAGAUAGAAAAAUAACAAAAUUAUCAGGACGUUUCGAUAGCAACACAAGCAAGCGUGAUCAGGUGAAAAAAAAUGUAGCGAGAGAGCUGCCAAGACAGUGCUGUAGUUAAAUACUUGGAGCGUGUCAAUCUUUGGUCAUUCAUGCACAUCCCUACAUUUGAUAGUGUUCUGCUGAGAGUGUUACACUUUCUUGACAUUGUUUCUGUAUCAGUUGACAGCCUGUGCAUUUGGGCAUUCCUUAAAAGUGACCUGUCUAAAGACUACAGUUGCUUGUUUGCGCUGAAGAUAAUGAGAUUUCUGCUUUGCACACCCUUUUGCUCCGGAAAGGGUUGUUACCCAAAACUUUUGCUUGUUGGUAAGUUUUCAUUUUGAAGGCAGCGAUUGUUGAUUGUGACGGUGAAAUCAAUGUAUUCCUUUGAUUUUACAUCACUGCCUGCCUGUGCCCCAUCCCUUGCACGUGUUCAUUUAAAGUUGGGUGCAAAGGAAGAGCGCAGUGCCUCUCGCGUUAGUUUGCAUUUACCUCGAGAGUCGGUGUAUGCUACUCUUGUGGUGUUUGUGCAACAUUGCCAUUGUGAGUUAACAGAUAGGCUUUAUUAUGAAUAGCCAGUGUGGCUGCAGGUUAAAUAUUGUAAAUGUCACAGGCAAGGAAGGGAUGGCUCAACGGUAUAUUGUAUGUGUAUAUGAAUGGUGACAAAAUAAAAACAAUUUUGAACACAUGA
This is a messenger RNA of Lethenteron reissneri (Far Eastern brook lamprey), 5403 nucleotides long. RefSeq names its product leucine rich pentatricopeptide repeat containing (gene LRPPRC). Gene Ontology annotation, cellular component: nucleus; mitochondrion. Lineage: Eukaryota; Metazoa; Chordata; Hyperoartia; Petromyzontiformes; Petromyzontidae. Gene Ontology annotation, molecular function: mRNA 3'-UTR binding; protein binding. Gene Ontology annotation, biological process: regulation of mitochondrial translation. The record is from RefSeq and is a predicted model, not a curated record.